Messenger RNA from Oreochromis niloticus (Nile tilapia), 5899 nucleotides. RefSeq names its product myelin protein zero-like 1 like (gene mpzl1l). Gene Ontology annotation, cellular component: cell surface; focal adhesion; plasma membrane. Lineage: Eukaryota; Metazoa; Chordata; Actinopteri; Cichliformes; Cichlidae. The record is from RefSeq and is a predicted model, not a curated record. The transcript has 6 exons. The coding region runs from base 89 to 886 and encodes 265 amino acids.
CCCGCAGCGAAGAAGAAGAAACCACUAGGACAGUGGAGGGUGGAGGAAAAAAAAAAGCGGAGCAACUACUCCUGUUUACAACCACAUAAUGGAGUCCAAAUGGCCAAAUACGAUUCGCAGGCGUAUAUUAUUUACUGGAUUUACGCUUUGUGUUGUUUUGGUCACAAGACCCACGUCUGCGAUCGAGAUACACGCUGAUCCUGAGGUGAUAGUACAGAACGGUACCACGGGGAUUCUUCGAUGCACCUUUAAGUCCAGCGAAGUGGUCAGCUCGGUCACCACGGUGACCUGGUACUUUCAGUCGAGUCAUCCCGACAGUCAGUUCUACAAAUCUCCAUACGUGAUUUUCUACUUUACAAGUGGGAGAGGAUUCCCAGGGCCAGAGGAGUUCAAAGACCGCGUGCAGUUUAUCGGGGACAUCAACAAGAGGGACGUCUCGAUACAGCUGAGCCCGACUUAUUUCAGCGACAACGGCACGUUUUUCUGUGACGUGAAGAACCCCCCAGAUGUGAAGGGGACGCAGGCUCGAACCGAGCUCAGGGUCGUGCUGAAAGAGUCGUAUUCGCAGAACAACACUACGUUUAUAGUUGCAGGAGUUUGUGGUGCUUUAUUGGUGCUUGUGCUCAUUGCUGUGGCGGCCUGCAUUGUCAUGAGGGUGCUUCACAACCGCCAUGAUUACGAAGGCUGUACGUCCUUGGAAAGCGUGAACUCUCAGGCUCCGCAGCCUCGAAAGAAGGUGGAGUCCAGAGUGGAGGGCUCCAGAUCUACCAGUCCCUCGGGUCCGCUACAGGGCCCGGUGAUAUACGCCCAGUUGGAUCACUCAGGCAGCAAAAACUCCUUCCAUAAGAUGGAGCCCGUGGUCUAUGCUGACAUUCGUAAAAACUGAAGAGGAACCGGGGACCAAAUAAAGAAAAAAAAGUAAACAAAAAUCCAGUAAAAUAUGAGACCUCUCUAUCAGCUGCUCUUGGGAAGGGUGGGGAUAUCUCAACAGGGACACAAGUGGUGCAGUCUCUCUCUCUCUCUCUCUAUUUCUCUCUCUCUCUUUAAAAUUUUGUCCUCUGAAAGCAUGAUGAUAUUAUAUGAUAAAGUAAUGUCUCCAUGUGCUUUGUUGUAAAAACAAAAGAAAAAAAAAAAGCUAUGAAAACACUCCAAGUCGAUGUUCCACCACUCCGUUACAUCAAAACUAUUCUCCAAAAAAAAAACAGGGGCACACAUAAAAACGAGAAAGCUUUCGGUUAUCAUUCCAAAUAUUAUUUGUUUGUUUUUGUUUUUGUUCUUGUAGCUUUGUGCCCCCCGUGCCACAUUAAAGGUUUAGCAGGCUGUUGCACCAACUCAACAGUCCUACUUAGGAUGCUCACACCUGAACCGAGUGAGCCCCGUUUAAUAAAACGAAGCAAAACAAAAAACCAUUGGUGCGUUAAACUGUUUCUUCCAGAGAGAAGACGACGUUAUAAAGCAGAUAUUUGAACGAUACUCUCACUGUUUGUCUUACAUCGCCUUCUCAUUCAUUGAUCACUUCUGCCGAAACUUUGGUGCUUUUUAUUGGCCGGUGAGACUGGUCAGAAACUGUACAAACAGCAACAUCAGUAAAGAUCAAAGAAAUCCUACCAACGUCAAAACCUCAAGUUACAUCUUUUUGUUAGAAACGGCGGACUGUAGUCGUCACAAAGCACCUGUGCUCUCGUCUUAACCAAACUGUGCCGCAUUUAGGUCAAUGUAAAGAGAUGUAGUGUGGUCCAAAUGUGUGCUCACAGUGUUAAAAGUCCCAUUAAUGAGCUGGGCAGACGCUCCACCGUUUUGUCCUCCUUUGUUUACGGGCUUCUGAUCUGACUGUGGGCAUCUCUGUCAUCCUGAAAACCCGAUUGGUUCAUCAACAGGUCAGAGUUCAGACUGCGCAAGUUUUUCCUGUUCUGAUGGGUCACUGUGUCACAUUACAUGAUUAUAGAGUCAUAAAAUCUUUCUACACCUGAGACGAUGAUGGCACUGAGAAGGAGGUGCUAGUAAUUUCCAGGAAAAAAAAAAAAAAAUGUAAACACGUGGAGUCAACUGAAGUGGUGUGUAUGACACACUAUGACUCACUCCAUCAGAUAAAAUUUGUAACUUCUGUUCACAGAGAACAGCUUGUGCAGUGCUUUUGGGCAAAUUUCAUACUUUUUUUUAACUCCCAUCUAAACGAGGAAAGAACCCCUGCAUUCAUUUCAGUGAUCACUGGAAUAUAAAAUUUUUUUUAUAGAAUUAAAGCACAAAAAAAGAAAAAUUGCUUCUUUACAAAAUGUGAAACUUCAAGCUGCUCAGUCCUGAGAGCUGACACAAUGACCAUCCUACGAGAACAAUAAAGAAAGUACAUGUUCAAAAGGGAAAAAGGUACAUUUACCAAUAUUGUUUCUAUGAUAAAGAGUAAAUAUGUCUGUAGUUUUUGUCGGUUAUGCCACACUGCAUGAGAUAAAAUGACCAAAGUUUGUGCACUGUGUCAUCUCCGAUUAGAAAGUAAUCAGGGGAAAUAUGUGUUGUCUGAACUCAACCUUAGUCAAAUUAAAAAGGAAAAACACUAUUUUGAGUAAAUGGAUUAAAUCUUUAACAGCAGGAGAAUAACUUCUGACUGAAACGGUAACAUUUUUUUCUCCCGGUGGAAGUUUAGACGUCCUGUACCGUGAGUGAGCGGUGACCCUUAAAGCGGGCUCGACCUGUACUGUAACUUCUGUCUGUCUGCCUUCAUAUCUCAUCACCUUCGCUAACAGCUGGUGCAACAGUCUGCCGAAGCCACGGCUCUCCAUCGUCGGGCACUUCCAUAGUGAUGUUGUUCUGUAGAGGCGUGUGAUGUAGAUUUCUUUUGGUUUUGUUUUGUUGUUUGUUUGUUUGUUUGUUUUUACACCGCCUUCGGUAACUUUGCAUGCAGAUAUAAUGACAUCUAAAGAAUAACUUUGGUACUGCUCGGCUGGUUUAUUUAAUUUUUAAGAGCAGAAGCAGCUGUCUGACAUUGGUGUUACUGUGAAUGCUUCAAUUCUCUGUUAACUCCCAGCAUGUCGUUGUGGUACCGGUAAAGACGCCGCGUUUAGAUUUUCACCUCAGUGGAACAUUCCGUACGUUUGAGUUUCAGUUGUUGUCACUUUUUUAUUUUUCUUUGUCCCAGUUGUUUACAUAUAAACAUACGGACAAUGCAACCCAGGUAGAUUUAUGUGAUUCCUUUGUUUUUAUUAAAGAGCCAUGGGCAGUUUUGUUAUUUCUUUAUGUUGAAAUAUGCAUGUUAGGUUCAAUUGAGGUGAAAGAUCUCCUUCCUAUGAAAACUGGGAGAUGUUAUUUUGUGGAACAAUACACACAUUUGCAUGCAAUUUACUAACAUAACACGCAUUAUUAUGAGAAUAUCCGUCCUCUUUUUCUUAUUUAUGCAUAAUAUAAAGCUCUUUGUUUGUCAAUCUAAUGGGCCAAAUAUCUAAUACCAACACUUUCCGAUUUCAGAUGCUUUAAAUACAUUCCAAAACUUUUGUUUUCUUCCAAAAAGCCAAAUUCAUUUUCUAAUUUCUUUGGUUUUUGUUAACGCGAAUAUUUGUGUUGCUGUCUUGAUUCCUUAAGCUUCGUCUUGUGAUUCCAAAUGCAGUAAAACUCCAUGCUGACCAGUGUUUGUAUAUAUUUCUUGCUCCUCAUGUAAGAUAUAGUGCUGUUAUACUGUAACUCAUUCCAGUGUGGUAUGGCUGUGGAUGUCUUUCCUGAGAAUGGAAGCGGUUUGCUCAAGAAAGUUGGUGGCAUGCUUUGUUUUUCUUAAGUCUUAAUUAUUUGUCACCAGACAGUCUGACAUGUGCACAGAGCUCUUGCAAGAAGUGUCACAACACCCGCCGUCUUAAAGUUUCUUCAUGCUUAAGUUUCUUCAGCCAACAUUCUGAGCAGAACACACUAAUAAAUGUGACCUGAUUAAAAAAGCCUUUAAGUCCAUGUUUGUUGAACAUGGUGCAGAGGUAUCCUGCAGAAUAAUUUGGGUAGACUUGAAGUUUGCUCUUAAAGCCUAAAUCCUUCAAGCCUCCUUUAGAUGCUGAGAUCCAGAGGAGUUAUUCAACUACGGUAAAGCGGUAAAGGCUGUAAAGCUCAUCAAACCCCUGAGUCUAAAUGUGUGAGUAGAACCCAACUUUAUUGACCUGCCAGGGCCAGUAAAUAAAGUUCAUUUAUUGGAAAUGGAGAGGAAAUGUUUCCUGUCAGUGUAACCGUCGUUUAAUCAGGUUAAAGGCGGCGCUUUAAUGUAGAAAAUAAGCGGCUCUGCAGAAACAUGGACCUGCAAGGAAGGCUGCCGGCACUGACUAUGAUUGAUCACACUCAGUCACAUAGAGACCUGACUUGUAAAAAUUUAUAUUCCCCAACUGGUUGGAGGUGCUGCACCACAGCUGAUUGCUUUGGUUGCUAUCAGAUUGCAUGGAAGACACCAACUUGCCUGUAACGCUAAGUAUUAGUGCAACUAGUGUUUGUCUUCAAAGUAAAAGUUGUGCCUUACUUUUGAAACCAGCUCAUUUGAAAAGUAAGGCACAACUUUUACUUUGAAGGUGAGCCUUCUCCGUUUCCAGUUUCCGUUGCGCUCGUCAGCCUCUGCACCACUUGGCGCGUACUUGUCGAGCAUGUGUAGACAGUUUGGAGUUUUCUGUGCAGGCUACCGUUGACCACAGCAACCUGUGAGGUUUUUGGUGCAGCACCGUGUGGCUUUCUGCCACCACCCACAGCCAAUGAACAGCCAGUUGGAGAUUACCUAUUUUUCCCUGUUGACCAGUGAUUACCAGGGGUCACCUCAGGUAACCCCCUGAGGUGAUAGCAACAUUUGAAUGUGAUAAAUAAUUUUAAAAGGCUGUUGAAAAUGUACACGCUGUAAUUGUGUGGACUGGAUUUAACUUCAUCUGUUAGAUUUGUGUCUAAUUGUGAAUGUUUUCUUUGACUUUUAAAACUAGUGAAGUAGUCUGGUUAGUUACCGAGGAAACCCCCGGGUAAAAACAGCCCGGCUCAGGCCGUCAACCAAGCCUGUGUUUUCAGGACAGAUUUGACAACUGUGGUGAAAGAGGAUUUCCACAAGGAAGGAAGUGUUUGUUAGACCUCUUCAGAUGUUUCCGUGUCUGCGCUGACACAUUAAAGGGAAAUUACUCACACGUUUUGUAAUUUUAUCCCAAAUUUGUGAAAUCCUCUGACACAGCAGUAAAACUUAAUGAGUCAUAAAGAAAUCCAGAAGAAAUCCAGGCUUUGCCCGCUUUGACCCGACUGUGGUUGUGACAUCACAGCCCGCAAGCACCGCGAUGUCUUCCAUCUUUUCCUUUCUGUUUCUUCUUUUUGUUUUUGGGUUGUUUUUUAAAAACAGUCUUGUUUGCAGCAUGCAUUUCAAACCAAAACGAAACAUCCGUGUACAGACCGUCAGCUGCUGGUCGCUUUGCUCCUAGUUGUGACUCGUUGCAGUGUUUAGUGCCGUUGUAGAAAUCGUGAUGUAAACUAUAAAUUAUGAAAGAUUUCCGAUGUGACGGAGCUCGCGCGGUGGCGGCGUUUGGUGUUCUGAUUGGACGCAGGUCUUAAAGUGCGUGCUCGGUGUUUAUCGAUGGUAAAUAGUUGUGUGUUAUUUGAGAAUCGUUUGGUAUGUUAUGUUGUAAAAUCUGCACUAUGUCUGGCAUAACAAAGACAACAAAAUGCCAUGUGAUUAUUAUUAUUAUUGUUAUUUUCAUUCGUCUCUGAAUGACUUUGGCCUCUGUUUGUUUACCGUCUUUAAAACUGGAAUGUUGUACAUUUAGUGCCUUUUACAUUUCAUCAGCUAACUUGAACAUCUGCUCAAAAUAGAAAUAAGAUUCAUUUAUUUUCCUUUUAUUGUAUGUAUUUUUUUAUACACAUAAUAUCGCCUCUGUAUCCACUGUUCAAAUUUUAUAUAAAACUUAUUCCUGGCCAACUA